Messenger RNA from Lingula anatina, 443 nucleotides. Its product is annotated as transmembrane protein 72. The record is from RefSeq and is a predicted model, not a curated record. NCBI's taxonomy places the organism in Eukaryota, Metazoa, Brachiopoda, Lingulata, Lingulida, Lingulidae.
GUGUGAAAUUCUGGAGCUGGGUUAUGUGGUUUGACAACUGGAAAAAGGGUAUUUUCUACCUCAUACUCUGUAUACCAUGUUUUAUACAACCACAGGAGGUGUGGAUGGCAAUAAUUUCAGGUGUGAUGAUGAUUAUAUCAGCAAUAUUCUAUUGUAUAAAGUCCAUAAAAAUUCGACAAGACAAUAUCAAUACUAUUGAAGAAACAUAUGACAGGAGGCCGCGGCUAAGAUUUGAGGAGCUGGAUGAUGACAUAUUUGAUGAACAGUUUGAUGACAAUGACCCCACUGGGAGCAUGCUGCCCAUAGACCAAGACGAUACAGUGGCAGAACAGGAAGAAAUCUUGGAUGUUUGAUAGACCAACAAGAGGCAAUAAUGAUACAAAUGAUAGUUGUACUGUGUACUGUUUAGGGGGGGGGUCACUUGUAGAAAUGAAAGAGGUUUU